CCUCUUCCAUUCUCCUUCUUUUUUUCUCUUCCUACUUCAUUCUUCAUCCAUUCAUCUUUCAUUCACUGCCAUCCCAUCCUAUCUCAUCCCGCUACUUCCACUCAAUUCACUGUUCGGUAAGCUUUCGACCCUGACCCUGGUUUCCCUUGACUUCAUCCCAUCUGCCCCUCCUUCCUCUUUCCUCUGUAGCUUAAAGCUCUCGGAGUCGUAGUCCAUUCCUAUCCAUCUGAGCCACCUUGUUGGUCCCCAUCGGUCAUCAUCACCAUCAACAUCACUAACCAAACAACUCUUCAUAUCACCAGCCAGUGAUUCCAGCCUAAUACCAUCAUCAACCAUGUCGGAAGAACUCACCCGGGUCGACUCCGCCGUCGCAGGUCUGACGAUAACGGCGAAGGACGAGAAACCCGUCCAGGUCACCAAGGACACCAAGGACACCAAGCACCGACGUCACUCCUCCACCGCGGAAGGCGUCUACAACAUCAAGGAACUCGAGGAGAAGAAGAUCGAAUUGACCCUGCCCAUUGAGACACAACGCACAGGAUGGAAGCUCAACACCUCCCCGUCCACCGUCGAAGACAAGGACAUCCUCAAACUCCACCUCGUCAACCCCCCCGUCAAGAAGAUUGACCUGCACUUCCCCCUGGGCCUGGAGGUCACGGCCCGCAACAUGAAGGGCGUCACGAUAAAGGAUGCGCUGGACGCCAUCUACAAGCAGUUCAAGAAACAGUCGGACGACGUAUUGACCGACCCCUACCUUAAAGGUUUCGAGUGGGACAAGGAUGAGUGCUGGACACGCCUCAUUGUCCACCAGACCAAGCAGGGUCCCCCCGCCCAGCCCAGCAGCAAGAAGUCCAAGAAGAAGAAGAACGAGGACGCAUAGAGAAGCUGCCCAACAGACUUGAUGCGUGAUGCCGUUUCUCCCUACCCUCUACCCUCCCGUAACGAACUACCAUGACCUCCUACCUUAAACUCCCCCGCUGUUGUCCGAUUGACUUUCCUCUUGUGUACUAUCCCCCUAUCCAUGGAGAAAAGGCAAAAAAGGCAUCGUUAAUUAGGCCAGGGGGCCGGGCAAGGCGGAGAUGCUAUCUAAUCCUUUGUAAUUUGAGACCCUCUCUAUCUUCGCGUGUUUCCAGAUUCUCCCUCUCUCUCUCUCUCUCUCUCU
Molecule: messenger RNA, 1162 nt
Organism: Aspergillus japonicus CBS 114.51
Lineage: Eukaryota; Fungi; Ascomycota; Eurotiomycetes; Eurotiales; Aspergillaceae
Exons: 4
Coding region: 335-880 (181 amino acids)
Source: RefSeq, a predicted model, not a curated record